Messenger RNA from Postia placenta MAD-698-R-SB12, 1290 nucleotides. RefSeq lists its product as hypothetical. The record is from RefSeq and is a predicted model, not a curated record. Gene Ontology annotation, molecular function: zinc ion binding; nucleic acid binding. The transcript is spliced from 6 exons. The coding region runs from base 1 to 1290 and encodes 429 amino acids. Lineage: Eukaryota; Fungi; Basidiomycota; Agaricomycetes; Polyporales; Adustoporiaceae.
AUGUCUUCCACCCUCCCGUUCCUCGACUACAACCCCACCAACGUCUUCAAUAAGCUCAAAACCCACAACCCCGAGGCAACCAAUGCCACCGAUCGCGCUGCACUAGAAGCGUACCUCUCCGCUCGCCAUGAAUACGACGAGGCUGUCAAGGCAGCCGACGAGGCCAUCGACCAUCACAAGCGACUCGUACGUCAACAGGACGACCGUGUCCUCACCGAGCUCAUUCGACUCGACAAUCUGAAAGUUGCCCAUCGCUUUCAACCGCUCCUACCGCGCAGCAUCCGGGCACAACACAACAAAUUCAUCCCGCGCGCCAUCCCCAACGCGUACUUACCCCUACCCGCACCCCUACCGACGUCUGCUUUCAGGCGCCCCCCGAUCCCAUCCCCUUUCCUCCAAGCAACGCCGCGGAGCACUACCAUCCCGGCUGACUGGCAACCCAACCCUGGUUGGACCCUGAAGGGAAGCUGCAGGCGAUGCGGAUCGUCUCGACACUGGGUACAGGACUGUCCAGACGUACGAUGCGCAGGAUGCGGAAAAGAAACCCCUGGACACCUGGAGCGAGAGUGUGGAACCAGGCCGAUGAAGCGACAUGUAUCCACACCACCUGAAGAACCUGCGCGACGCGUGGGGGUGGUCGUUGACAACGUGUUCCUCGAGGAAAUCAUCAACGAGGCGAAGGAGAGGAAGGAGAAAGAGAGGCAGAUGAAAGCGGUACCUAUUCCUCCACCGCGCAGCGCUAACCCCGAACCCCCAACCAGUCCCAUCGCGGGACCCUCGCGCCCCCGCCCCGAUACACCCGUUGUCUUUCGCAAAGUCGACCCCGACUGGACACCCGACACCACUCAAUGGACGUGGGACAGCUCCUGGCCGCAUCAGAAGCACCUCUCUGGCGAGGAAUGGAUGAACGUGGGGAGGAAUGCGCGCAACGAGUGGUUCGACGAAGAAAAGGAUGACGGCGUAGAUUGGGAGCUAUACGGAGAUGUGUGCUUCUACAACAUUGAGAGCACUUUAUGCAACCAUCUCAAGGGUGACAAGAAAAGACAUACAGGUAGUGUCAAGGAGUUUGAGCUGGAGGAACUGGAUGAUGACAAUACACUGGAGUGGUUUGAUGGGCCUGCUACAGUUAUCCAGGGACAGUCUGGGUUUCUUGCUGCAAACGAGGCACUGCAUGGCUGGGAAGCCACAGCAGUUGCACAUGGAUGUUCAGGAGUAGUAGAUGUGAACAAGGCAGAAGAUGCAUAUACUAGAAAUUCUUCUGGAGGGAGUCAUGUGCCGAAGGGCAAAUAG